Molecule: messenger RNA, 728 nt
Organism: Astyanax mexicanus (Mexican tetra)
Lineage: Eukaryota; Metazoa; Chordata; Actinopteri; Characiformes; Acestrorhamphidae
Gene: rpl12
Product: ribosomal protein L12
Exons: 7
Coding region: 232-687 (151 amino acids)
Biological process (GO): translation
Cellular component (GO): cytosolic large ribosomal subunit; ribosome
Molecular function (GO): large ribosomal subunit rRNA binding; structural constituent of ribosome
Source: RefSeq, a predicted model, not a curated record
CCUUUUCUCUUUCACUUAGCUGGUGAAGGUGCAACAGUAAUCGGUCGUCCCGAGUCCGGGUUCAUCCGACACCCUCACCGCCUCAAGCCGAACUGAGCUCAGCUUCAACAGCAACAUCAUGCCUCCUAAAUUCGAUCCCAGCGAGAUUAAAAUCGGUAUGAUCACAAACACGGAGAGAUUUCGGUGGAUUUCUGCGGCCUUUGUGCGGAGGCCGCGUCAGGCCUCGUGUACAUGAGGUGCACAGGAGGAGAAGUUGGUGCCACUUCCUCUCUGGCCCCCAAAAUCGGACCUCUGGGUCUGUCUCCCAAGAAAGUUGGUGAUGACAUUGCCAAGGCAACCGGUGACUGGAAGGGUCUGAGGAUUACCGUCAAGCUGACCAUCCAGAACAGACAGGCAGCUAUUGAAGUGGUGCCCUCUGCUUCUGCCCUGAUCAUCAAGGCACUGAAAGAGCCUCCCCGUGACAGGAAGAAGGUCAAGAACAUUAAGCACUCUGGCAGCGUUCCCUUUGAUGACAUUGUCAACAUUGCCCGAGUCAUGAGGCACCGCUCCAUUGCCAGGGAGCUCUCGGGAACCAUUAAGGAGAUCCUGGGUACAGCUCAGUCUGUGGGCUGCACCAUUGAUGGACGCCCACCCCAUGAUGUCAUUGAUGAUAUCAACAGUGGCAAAGUGGAAUGCCCAUCUGAGUAAGGGGUGGAUGAGGAAUGAAGACAAUAAAAGUGUUAAAAGAU